Molecule: messenger RNA, 30015 nt
Organism: Rangifer tarandus platyrhynchus (Svalbard reindeer)
Lineage: Eukaryota; Metazoa; Chordata; Mammalia; Artiodactyla; Cervidae
Source: the annotation of a GenBank genome assembly
AUGCCUCACAUCCCGCUGACACCUCGAGAGGCACGCGGAGUUCAUUGCUUCAAAAGGCUCAAGACGUAUGCCAACUUCCCAGAAGCACCUCAGGAGGAGGCUUCUCUCAGCAAUAGGCUCAAGACGUAUGCCAACUUCCGAGAAGCACCUCAGGAGGAGGCUUCUCUCAGCAAUAGGCUCAAGACGUAUGCCAACUUCCCAGAAGCACCUCAGGAGGAGGCUUCUCUCAGCAAUAGGCUCAAGACGUAUGCCAACUUCCCAGAAGCACCUCCGGAGGAGGCUUCUCUCAGCAAUAGGCUCAAGACGUAUGCCAACUUCCCAGAAGCACCUCAGGAGGAGGCUUCCCUCAGCAAUAGGCUCAAGACGUAUGCCAACUUCCCAGAAGCACCUCAGGAGGAGGCUUCUCUCAGCAAUAGGCUCAAGACGUAUGCCAACUUCCCAGAAGCACCUCAGGAGGAGGCUUCUCUCAGCAAUAGGCUCAAGACGUAUGCCAACUUCCCAGAAGCACCUCAGGAGGAGGCUUCUCUCAGCAAUAGGCUCAAGACGUAUGCCAACUUCCCAGAAGCACCUCAGGAGGAGGCUUCUCUCAGCAAUAGGCUCAAGACGUAUGCCAACUUCCCAGAAGCACCUCCGGAGGAGGCUUCUCUCAGCAAUAGGCUCAAGACGUAUGCCAACUUCCCAGAAGCACCUCAGGAGGAGGCUUCCCUCAGCAAUAGGCUCAAGACGUAUGCCAACUUCCCAGAAGCACCUCAGGAGGAGGCUUCUCUCAGCAAUAGGCUCAAGACGUAUGCCAACUUCCCAGAAGCACCUCAGGAGGAGGCUUCUCUCAGCAAUAGGCUCAAGACGUAUGCCAACUUCCCAGAAGCACCUCAGGAGGAGGCUUCUCUCAGCAAUAGGCUCAAGACGUAUGCCAACUUCCCAGAAGCACCUCAGGAGGAGGCUUCUCUCAGCAAUAGGCUCAAGACGUAUGCCAACUUCCCAGAAGCACCUCCGGAGGAGGCUUCUCUCAGCAAUAGGCUCAAGACGUAUGCCAACUUCCCAGAAGCACCUCAGGAGGAGGCUUCCCUCAGCAAUAGGCUCAAGACGUAUGCCAACUUCCCAGAAGCACCUCAGGAGGAGGCUUCUCUCAGCAAUAGGCUCAAGACGUAUGCCAACUUCCCAGAAGCACCUCAGGAGGAGGCUUCUCUCAGCAAUAGGCUCAAGACGUAUGCCAACUUCCCAGAAGCACCUCAGGAGGAGGCUUCUCUCAGCAAUAGGCUCAAGACGUAUGCCAACUUCCCAGAAUCACCUCAGGAGGAGGCUUCUCUCAGUAAUAGGCUCAAGACGUAUGCCAACUUCCCAGAAGCACCUCCGGAGGAGGCUUCUCUCAGCAAUAGGCUCAAGACGUAUGCCAACUUCCCAGAAGCACCUCAGGAGGAGGCUUCUCUCAGCAGUAGGCUCAAGACGUAUGCCAACUUCCCAGAAGCACCUCAGGAGGAGGCUUCUCUCAGCAAUAGGCUCAAGACGUAUGCCAACUUCCCAGAAGCACCUCAGGAGGAGGCUUCUCUCAGCAAUAGGCUCAAGACGUAUGCCAACUUCCCAGAAGCACCUCAGGAGGAGGCUUCUCUCAGCAGUAGGCUCAAGACGUAUGCCAACUUCCCAGAAGCACCUCAGGAGGAGGCUUCUCUCAGCAAUAGGCUCAAGACGUAUGCCAACUUCCCAGAAGCACCUCUGGAGGAGGCUUCUCUCAGCAAUAGGCUCAAGAUGUAUGCCAACUUCCCAGAAGCAGCUCAGGAGGAGGCUUCUCUCAGCAAUAGGCUCAAGACGUAUGCCAACUUCCCAGAAGCACCUCAGGAGGAGGCUUCUCUCAGCAAUAGGCUCAAGACGUAUGCCAACUUCCCAGAAGCACCUCAGGAGGAGGCUUCUCUCAGCAGUAGGCUCAAGACGUAUGCCAACUUCCCAGAAGCACCUCAGGAGGAGGCUUCUCUCAGCAAUAGGCUCAAGACGUAUGCCAACUUCCCAGAAGCACCUCUGGAGGAGGCUUCUCUCAGCAAUAGGCUCAAGACGUAUGCCAACUUCCCAGAAGCACCUCCGGAGGAGGCUUCUCUCAGCAAUAGGCUCAAGACGUAUGCCAACUUCCCAGAAGCACCUCCGGAGGAGGCUUCUCUCAGCAAUAGGCUCAAGACGUAUGCCAACUUCCCAGAAGCACCUCAGGAGGAGGCUUCUCUUAGCAAUAGGCUCAAGACGUAUGCCAACUUCCCAGAAGCACCUCAGGAGGAGGCUUCUCUCAGCAAUAGGCUCAAGACGUAUGCCAAAUUCCCAGAAGCACCUCAGGAGGAGGCUUCUCUCAGCAAUAGGCUCAAGACGUAUGCCAACUUCCCAGAAGCACCUCAGGAGGAGGCUUCUCUCAGCAAUAGGCUCAAGACGUAUGCCAACUUCCCAGAAGCACCUCAGGAGGAGGCUUCUCUCAGCAAUAGGCUCAAGACGUAUGCCAACUUCCCAGAAGCACCUCAGGAGGAGGCUUCUCUCAGCAAUAGGCUCAAGACGUAUGCCAACUUCCCAGAAGCACCUCAGGAGGAGGCUUCUCUCAGCAAUAGGCUCAAGACGUAUGCCAACUUCCCAGAAGCACCUCAGGAGGAGGCUUCUCUUAGCAAUAGGCUCAAGACGUAUGCCAACUUCCCAGAAGCACCUCAGGAGGAGGCUUCUCUCAGCAAUAGGCUCAAGACGUAUGCCAACUUCCCAGAAGCACCUCAGGAGGAGGCUUCUCUCAGCAAUAGGCUCAAGACGUAUGCCAACUUCCCAGAAGCACCUCAGGAGGAGGCUUCUCUCAGCAAUAGGCUCAAGACGUAUGCCAACUUCCCAGAAGCACCUCAGGAGGAGGCUUCUCUCAGCAAUAGGCUCAAGACGUAUGCCAACUUCCCAGAAGCACCUCAGGAGGAGGCUUCUCUCAGCAAUAGGCUCAAGACGUAUGCCAACUUCCCAGAAGCACCUCAGGAGGAGGCUUCUCUCAGCAAUAGGCUCAAGACGUAUGCCAACUUCCCAGAAGCACCUCAGGAGGAGGCUUCUCUUAGCAAUAGGCUCAAGACGUAUGCCAACUUCCCAGAAGCACCUCAGGAGGAGGCUUCUCUCAGCAAUAGGCUCAAGACGUAUGCCAACUUCCCAGAAGCACCUCAGGAGGAGGCUUCUCUCAGCAAUAGGCUCAAGACGUAUGCCAACUUCCCAGAAGCACCUCAGGAGGAGGCUUCUCUCAACAAUAGGCUCAAGACGUAUGCCAACUUCCCAGAAGCACCUCAGGAGGAGGCUUCUCUCAGCAAUAGGCUCAAGACGUAUGCCAACUUCCCAGAAGCACCUCAGGAGGAGGCUUCUCUCAGCAAUAGGCUCAAGACGUAUGCCAACUUCCCAAAAGCACCUCAGGAGGAGGCUUCUCUCAGCAAUAGGCUCAAGACGUAUGCCAACUUCCCAGAAGCACCUCAGGAGGAGGCUUCUCUCAGCAAUAGGCUCAAGACGUAUGCCAACUUCCCAGAAGCACCUCAGGAGGAGGCUUCUCUCAGCAAUAGGCUCAAGACGUAUGCCAACUUCCCAAAAGCACCUCAGGAGGAGGCUUCUCUCAGCAAUAGGCUCAAGACGUAUGCCAACUUCCCAGAAGCACCUCAGGAGGAGGCUUCUCUCAGCAAUAGGCUCAAGACGUAUGCCAACUUCCCAGAAGCACCUCCGGAGGAGGCUUCUCUCAGCAAUAGGCUCAAGACGUAUGCCAACUUCCCAGAAGCACCUCAGGAGGAGGCUUCUCUCAGCAAUAGGCUCAAGACGUAUGCCAACUUCCCAGAAGCACCUCAGGAGGAGGCAUCUCUUAGCAAAAGGCUCAAGACGUAUGCCAACUUCCCAGAAGCACCUCAGGAGGAGGCUUCUCUCAGCACUAGGCUCAAGACGUAUGCCAACUUCCCAGAAGCACCUCAGGAGGAGGCUUCUCUCAGCAAUAGGCUCAAGACGUAUGCCAACUUCCCAGAAGCACCUCAGGAGGAGGCUUCUCUCAGCAAUAGGCUCAAGACGUAUGCCAACUUCCCAGAAGCACCUCAGGAGGAGGCUUCUCUCAGCAAUAGGCUCAAGACGUAUGCCAACUUCCCAGAAGCACCUCAGGAGGAGGCUUCUCUUAGCAAUAGGCUCAAGACGUAUGCCAACUUCCCAGAAGCACCUCAGGAGGAGGCUUCUCUCAGCAAUAGGCUCAAGACGUAUGCCAACUUCCCAGAAGCACCUCAGGAGGAGGCUUCUCUCAGCAAUAGGCUCAAGACGUAUGCCAACUUCCCAGAAGCACCUCAGGAGGAGGCUUCUCUCAGCAAUAGGCUCAAGACGUAUGCCAACUUCUCAGAAGCACCUCAGGAGGAGGCUUCUCUUAGCAAUAGGCUCAAGACGUAUGCCAACUUCCCAGAAGCACCUCAGGAGGAGGCUUCUCUCAGCAAUAGGCUCAAGACUUAUGCCAACUUCCCAGAAGCACCUCAGGAGGAGGCUUCUCUCAGCAAUAGGCUCAAGACGUAUGCCAACUUCCCAGAAGCACCUCAGGAGGAGGCUUCUCUCAGCAAUAGGCUCAAGACGUAUGCCAACUUCCCAGAAGCACCUCAGGAGGAGGUUUCUCUCAGCAAUAGGCUCAAGACUUAUGCCAACUUCCCAGAAGCACCUCUGGAGGAGGCUUCUCUCAGCAAUAGGCUCAAGACGUAUGCCAACUUCCCAGAAGCACCUCAGGAGGAGGCUUCUCUCAGCAAUAGGCUCAAGACGUAUGCCAACUUCCCAGAAGCACCUCAGGAGGAGGCUUCUCUCAGCAAUAGGCUCAAGACGUAUGCCAACUUCCCAGAAGCACCUCAGGAGGAGGCUUCUCUCAACAAUAGGCUCAAGACGUAUGCCAACUUCCCAGAAGCACCUCAGGAGGAGGCUUCUCUCAGCAAUAGGCUCAAGACGUAUGCCAACUUCCCAGAAGCACCUCAGGAGGAGGCUUCUCUCAGCAAUAGGCUCAAGACGUAUGCCAACUUCCCAGAAGCACCUCAGGAGGAGGCUUCUCUCAGCAAUAGGCUCAAGACGUAUGCCAACUUCCCAGAAGCACCUCAGGAGGAGGCUUCUCUCAACAAUAGGCUCAAGACGUAUGCCAACUUCCCAGAAGCACCUCAGGAGGAGGCUUCUCUCAGCAAUAGGCUCAAGACGUAUGCCAACUUCCCAGAAGCACCUCAGGAGGAGGCUUCUCUCAGCAAUAGGCUCAAGACGUAUGCCAACUUCCCAGAAGCACCUCAGGAGGAGGCUUCUCUCAGCAAUAGGCUCAAGACGUAUGCCAACUUCCCAGAAGCACCUCAGGAGGAGGCUUCUCUCAGCAAUAGGCUCAAGACGUAUGCCAACUUCCCAGAAGCACCUCAGGAGGAGGCUUCUCUCAGCAAUAGGCUCAAGACGUAUGCCAACUUCCCAGAAGCACCUCAGGAGGAGGCUUCUCUCAGCAAUAGGCUCAAGACGUAUGCCAACUUCCCAGAAGCACCUCAGGAGGAGGCUUCUCUCAGCAAUAGGCUCAAGACGUAUGCCAACUUCCCAGAAGCACCUCAGGAGGAGGCUUCUCUCAGCAAUAGGCUCAAGACGUAUGCCAACUUCCCAGAAGCACCUCAGGAGGAGGCUUCUCUCAGCAAUAGGCUCAAGACGUAUGCCAACUUCCCAGAAGCACCUCAGGAGGAGGCUUCUCUCAGCAAUAGGCUCAAGACGUAUGCCAACUUCCCAGAAGCACCUCAGGAGGAGGCUUCUCUUAGCAAUAGGCUCAAGACGUAUGCCAACUUCCCAGAAGCACCUCAGGAGGAGUCUUCUCUCAGCAAUAGGCUCAAGACGUAUGCCAACUUCCCAGAAGCACCUCAGGAGGAGGCUUCUCUCAGCAAUAGGCUCAAGACGUAUGCCAACUUCCCAGAAGCACCUCAGGAGGAGGCUUCUCUCAGCAAUAGGCUCAAGACGUAUGCCAACUUCCCAGAAGCACCUCAGGAGGAGGCUUCUCUCAGCAAUAGGCUCAAGACGUAUGCCAACUUCCCAGAAGCACCUCAGGAGGAGGCUUCUCUCAGCAAUAGGCUCAAGACGUAUGCCAACUUCCCAGAAGCACCUCAGGAGGAGGCUUCUCUUAGCAAUAGGCUCAAGACGUAUGCCAACUUCCCAGAAGCACCUCAGGAGGAGGCUUCUCUCAGCAAUAGGCUCAAGACGUAUGCCAACUUCCCAGAAGCACCUCAGGAGGAGGCUUCUCUUAGCAAUAGGCUCAAGACGUAUGCCAACUUCCCAGAAGCACCUCAGGAGGAGGCUUCUCUCAGCAAUAGGCUCAAGACGUAUGCCAACUUCCCAGAAGCACCUCAGGAGGAGGCUUCUCUCAGCAAUAGGCUCAAGACGUAUGCCAACUUCCCAGAAGCACCUCAGGAGGAGGCUUCUCUCAGCAAUAGGCUCAAGACGUAUGCCAACUUCCCAGAAGCACCUCAGGAGGAGGCUUCUCUCAGCAAUAGGCUCAAGACGUAUGCCAACUUCCCAGAAGCACCUCAGGAGGAGGCUUCUCUCAGCAAUAGGCUCAAGACGUAUGCCAACUUCCCAGAAGCACCUCAGGAGGAGGCUUCUCUCAGCAAUAGGCUCAAGACGUAUGCCAACUUCCCAGAAGCACCUCAGGAGGAGGCUUCUCUCAGCAAUAGGCUCAAGACGUAUGCCAACUUCCCAGAAGCACCUCAGGAGGAGGCUUCUCUUAGCAAUAGGCUCAAGACGUAUGCCAACUUCCCAGAAGCACCUCAGGAGGAGGCUUCUCUCAGCAAUUGGCUCAAGACGUAUGCCAACUUCCCAGAAGCACCUCAGGAGGAGGCUUCUCUCAGCAAUAGGCUCAAGACGUAUGCCAACUUCCCAGAAGCACCUCAGGAGGAGGCUUCUCUCAGCAAUAGGCUCAAGACGUAUGCCAACUUCCCAGAAGCACCUCAGGAGGAGGCUUCUCUCAGCAAUAGGCUCAAGACGUAUGCCAACUUCCCAGAAGCACCUCAGGAGGAGGCUUCUCUCAGCAAUAGGCUCAAGACGUAUGCCAACUUCCCAGAAGCACCUCAGGAGGAGGCUUCUCUCAGCAAUAGGCUCAAGACGUAUGCCAACUUCCCAGAAGCACCUCAGGAGGAGGCUUCUCUCAGCAAUAGGCUCAAGACGUAUGCCAACUUCCCAGAAGCACCUCAGGAGGAGGCUUCUCUCAGCAAUAGGCUCAAGACGUAUGCCAACUUCCCAGAAGCACCUCAGGAGGAGGCUUCUCUCAGCAAUAGGCUCAAGACGUAUGCCAACUUCCCAGAAGCACCUCAGGAGGAGGCUUCUCUCAGCAAUAGGCUCAAGACGUAUGCCAACUUCCCAGAAGCACCUCAGGAGGAGGCUUCUCUCAGCAAUAGGCUCAAGACGUAUGCCAACUUCCCAGAAGCACCUCAGGAGGAGGCUUCUCUCAGCAAUAGGCUCAAGACGUAUGCCAACUUCCCAGAAGCACCUCAGGAGGAGGCUUCUCUCAGCAAUAGGCUCAAGACGUAUGCCAACUUCCCAGAAGCACCUCAGGAGGAGGCUUCUCUCAGCAAUAGGCAACUCCAGAGAUGCCCCGAGAACACUGUCCCAAGUCUAGAGGACACCAACUUCAGCACAGCUACUCGAGGAAUGCUCCGUGUACCCCAAAUCGUCUCGAGAUGCGAGCUGAUUCCCUGGCUUAGGCUCAAGACGUAUGCCAACUUCCCAGAAGCACCUCAGGAGGAGGCUUCUCUCAGCAACAGGCUCAAGACGUAUGCCAACUUCCCAGAAGCACCUCAGGAGGAGGCUUCUCUCAGCAAUAGGCUCAAGACGUAUGCCAACUUCCCAGAAGCACCUCAGGAGGAGGCUUCUCUCAGCAAUAGGCUCAAGACGUAUGCCAACUUCCCAGAAGCACCUCAGGAGGAGGCUUCUCUCAGCAAUAGGCUCAAGACGUAUGCCAACUUCCCAGAAGCACCUCAGGAGGAGGCUUCUCUCAGCAAUAGGCUCAAGACGUAUGCCAACUUCCCAGAAGCACCUCAGGAGGAGGCUUCUCUCAGCAAUAGGCUCAAGACGUAUGCCAACUUCCCAGAAGCACCUCAGGAGGAGGCUUCUCUCAGCAAUAGGCUCAAGACGUAUGCCAACUUCCCAGAAGCACCUCAGGAGGAGGCUUCUCUCAGCAAUAGGUUCAAGACGUAUGCCAACUUCCCAGAAGCACCUCAGGAGGAGGCUUCUCUCAGCAAUAGGCUCAAGACGUAUGCCAACUUCCCAGAAGCACCUCAGGAGGAGGCUUCUCUCAGCAAUAGGCUCAAGACGUAUGCCAACUUCCCAGAAGCACCUCAGGAGGAGGCUUCUCUCAGCAAUAGGCUCAAGACGUAUGCCAACUUCCCAGAAGCACCUCAGGAGGAGGCUUCUCUCAGCAAUAGGCUCAAGACGUAUGCCAACUUCCCAGAAGCACCUCAGGAGGAGGCUUCUCUCAGCAAUAGGCUCAAGACGUAUGCCAACUUCCCAGAAGCACCUCAGGAGGAGGCUUCUCUCAGCAAUAGGCUCAAGACGUAUGCCAACUUCCCAGAAGCACCUCAGGAGGAGGCUUCUCUCAGCAAUCGGCUCAAGACGUAUGCCAACUUCCCAGAAGCACCUCAGGAGGAGGCUUCUCUCAGCAAUAGGCUCAAGACGUAUGCCAACUUCCCAGAAGCACCUCAGGAGGAGGCUUCUCUCAGCAAUAGGCUCAAGACGUAUGCCAACUUCCCAGAAGCACCUCAGGAGGAGGCUUCUCUCAGCAAUAGGCUCAAGACGUAUGCCAACUUCCCAGAAGCACCUCAGGAGGAGGCUUCUCUCAGCAAUAGGCUCAAGACGUAUGCCAACUUCCCAGAAGCACCUCAGGAGGAGGCUUCUCUCAGCAAUAGGCUCAAGACGUAUGCCAACUUCCCAGAAGCACCUCAGGAGGAGGCUUCUCUCAGCAAUAGGCUCAAGACGAAUGCCAACUUCCCAGAAGCACCUCAGGAGGAGGCUUCUCUCAGCAAUAGGCUCAAGACGUAUGCCAACUUCCCAGAAGCACCUCAGGAGGAGGCUUCUCUCAACAAUAGGCUCAAGACGUAUGCCAACUUCCCAGAAGCACCUCAGGAGGAGGCUUCUCUCAACAAUAGGCUCAAGACGUAUGCCAACUUCCCAGAAGCACCUCCGGAGGAGGCUUCUCUCAGCAAUAGGCUCAAGACGUAUGCCAACUUCCCAGAAGCACCUCAGGAGGAGGCUUCUCUCAACAAUAGGCUCAAGACGUAUGCCAACUUCCCAGAAGCACCUCAGGAGGAGGCUUCUCUCAGCAAUAGGCUCAAGACGAAUGCCAACUUCCCAGAAGCACCUCAGGAGGAGGCUUCUCUCAGCAAUAGGCUCAAGACGUAUGCCAACUUCCCAGAAGCACCUCUGGAGGAGGCUUCUCUCAGCAAUAGGCUCAAGACGUAUGCCAACUUCCCAGAAGCACCUCAGGAGGAGGCUUCUCUCAACAAUAGGCUCAAGACGUAUGCCAACUUCCCAGAAGCACCUCAGGAGGAGGCUUCUCUCAACAAUAGGCUCAAGACGUAUGCCAACUUCCCAGAAGCACCUCAGGAGGAGGCUUCUCUCAGCAAUAGGCUCAAGACGUAUGCCAACUUCCCAGAAGCACCUCCGGAGGAGGCUUCUCUCAGCAAUAGGCUCAAGACGUAUGCCAACUUCCCAGAAGCACCUCAGGAGGAGGCUUCUCUCAACAAUAGGCUCAAGACGUAUGCCAACUUCCCAGAAGCACCUCAGGAGGAGGCUUCUCUCAGCAAUAGGCUCAAGACGUAUGCCAACUUCCCAGAAGCACCUCAGGAGGAGGCUUCUCUCAGCAAUAGGCUCAAGACGUAUGCCAACUUCCCAGAAGCACCUCAGGAGGAGGCUUCUCUCAGCAAUAGGCUCAAGACGUAUGCCAACUUCCCAGAAGCACCUCCGGAGGAGGCUUCUCUCAGCAAUAGGCUCAAGACGUAUGCCAACUUCCCAGAAGCACCUCAGGAGGAGGCUUCUCUCAGCAAUAGGCUCAAGACGUAUGCCAACUUCCCAGAAGCACCUCAGGAGGAGGCUUCUCUCAGCAAUAGGCUCAAGACGUAUGCCAACUUCCCAGAAGCACCUCAGGAGGAGGCUUCUCUCAGCAAUAGGCUCAAGACGUAUGCCAACUUCCCAGAAGCACCACAGGAGGAGGCUUCUCUCAGCAAUAGGCUCAAGACGUAUGCCAACUUCCCAGAAGCACCUCAGGAGGAGGCUUCUCUCAGCAAUAGGCUCAAGACGUAUGCCAACUUCCCAGAAGCACCUCAGGAGGAGGCUUCUCUCAGCAAUAGGCUCAAGACGUAUGCCAACUUCCCAGAAGCACCUCAGGAGGAGGCUUCUCUCAACAAUAGGCUCAAGACGUAUGCCAACUUCCCAGAAGCACCUCAGGAGGAGGCUUCUCUCAGCAAUAGGCUCAAGACGUAUGCCAACUUCCCAGAAGCACCUCAGGAGGAGGCUUCUCUCAGCAAUAGGCUCAAGACGUAUGCCAACUUCCCAGAAGCACCUCCGGAGGAGGCUUCUCUCAGCAAUAGGCUCAAGACGUAUGCCAACUUCCCAGAAGCACCUCAGGAGGAGGCUUCUCUCAACAAUAGGCUCAAGACGUAUGCCAACUUCCCAGAAGCACCUCAGGAGGAGGCUUCUCUCAACAAUAGGCUCAAGACGUAUGCCAACUUCCCAGAAGCACCUCAGGAGGAGGCUUCUCUCAGCAAUAGGCUCAAGACGUAUGCCAACUUCCCAGAAGCACCUCAGGAGGAGGCUUCUCUCAGCAAUAGGCUCAAGACGUAUGCCAACUUCCCAGAAGCACCUCAGGAGGAGGCUUCUCUCAGCAAUAGGCUCAAGACGUAUGCCAACUUCCCAGAAGCACCUCCGGAGGAGGCUUCUCUCAGCAAUAGGCUCAAGACGUAUGCCAACUUCCCAGAAGCACCUCAGGAGGAGGCUUCUCUCAGCAAUAGGCUCAAGACGUAUGCCAACUUCCCAGAAGCACCUCAGGAGGAGGCUUCUCUCAGCAAUAGGCUCAAGACGUAUGCCAACUUCCCAGAAGCACCUCAGGAGGAGGCUUCUCUCAGCAAUAGGCUCAAGACGUAUGCCAACUUCCCAGAAGCACCUCAGGAGGAGGCUUCUCUCAGCAAUAGGCUCAAGACGUAUGCCAACUUCCCAGAAGCACCUCAGGAGGAGGCUUCUCUCAGCAAUAGGCUCAAGACGUAUGCCAACUUCCCAGAAGCACCUCAGGAGGAGGCUUCUCUCAGCAAUAGGCUCAAGACGUAUGCCAACUUCCCAGAAGCACCUCCGGAGGAGGCUUCUCUCAGCAAUAGGCUCAAGACGUAUGCCAACUUCCCAGAAGCACCUCAGGAGGAGGCUUCUCUCAGCAAUAGGCUCAAGACGUAUGCCAACUUCCCAGAAGCACCUCAGGAGGAGGCUUCUCUCAGCAAUAGGCUCAAGACGUAUGCCAACUUCCCAGAAGCACCUCAGGAGGAGGCUUCUCUCAGCAAUAGGCUCAAGACGUAUGCCAACUUCCCAGAAGCACCUCAGGAGGAGGCUUCUCUCAGCAAUAGGCUCAAGACGUAUGCCAACUUCCCAGAAGCACCUCAGGAGGAGGCUUCUCUCAGCAAUAGGCUCAAGACGUAUGCCAACUUCCCAGAAGCACCUCAGGAGGAGGCUUCUCUCAGCAAUAGGCUCAAGACGUAUGCCAACUUCCCAGAAGCACCUCAGGAGGAGGCUUCUCUCAACAAUAGGCUCAAGACGUAUGCCAACUUCCCAGAAGCACCUCAGGAGGAGGCUUCUCUCAACAAUAGGCUCAAGACGUAUGCCAACUUCCCAGAAGCACCUCAGGAGGAGGCUUCUCUCAGCAAUAGGCUCAAGACGUAUGCCAACUUCCCAGAAGCACCUCAGGAGGAGGCUUCUCUCAGCAAUAGGCUCAAGACGUAUGCCAACUUCCCAGAAGCACCUCAGGAGGAGGCUUCUCUCAGCAAUAGGCUCAAGACGUAUGCCAACUUCCCAGAAGCACCUCAGGAGGAGGCUUCUCUCAACAAUAGGCUCAAGACGUAUGCCAACUUCCCAGAAGCACCUCAGGAGGAGGCUUCUCUCAGCAAUAGGCUCAAGACGUAUGCCAACUUCCCAGAAGCACCUCAGGAGGAGGCUUCUCUCAGCAAUAGGCUCAAGACGUAUGCCAACUUCACAGAAGCACCUCAGGAGGAGGCUUCUCUCAGCAAUAGGCUCAAGACGUAUGCCAACUUCCCAGAAGCACCUCAGGAGGAGGCUUCUCUCAGCAAUAGGCUCAAGACGUAUGCCAACUUCCCAGAAGCACCUCAGGAGGAGGCUUCUCUCAGCAAUAGGCUCAAGACGAAUGCCAACUUCCCAGAAGCACCUCAGGAGGAGGCUUCUCUCAGCAAUAGGCUCAAGACGUAUGCCAACUUCCCAGAAGCACCUCAGGAGGAGGCUUCUCUCAGCAAUAGGCUCAAGACGUAUGCCAACUUCCCAGAAGCACCUCAGGAGGAGGCUUCUCUCAGCAAUAGGCUCAAGACGUAUGCCAACUUCCCAGAAGCACCACAGGAGGAGGCUUCUCUCAGCAAUAGACUCAAGACGUAUGCCAACUUCCCAGAAGCACCUCAGGAGGAGGCUUCUCUCAGCAAUAGGCUCAAGACGUAUGCCAACUUCCCAGAAGCACCUCAGGAGGAGGCUUCUCUCAGCAAUAGGCUCAAGACGUAUGCCAACUUCCCAGAAGCACCUCAGGAGGAGGCUUCUCUCAGCAAUAGGCUCAAGACGUAUGCCAACUUCCCAGAAGCACCUCAGGAGGAGGCUUCUCUCAACAAUAGGCUCAAGACGUAUGCCAACUUCCCAGAAGCACCUCAGGAGGAGGCUUCUCUCAGCAAUAGGCUCAAGACGUAUGCCAACUUCCCAGAAGCACCUCAGGAGGAGGCUUCUCUCAACAAUAGGCUCAAGACGUAUGCCAACUUCCCAGAAGCACCUCAGGAGGAGGCUUCUCUCAGCAAUAGGCUCAAGACAUAUGCCAACUUCCCAGAAGCACCUCAGGAGGAGGCUUCUCUCAACAAUAGGCUCAAGACGUAUGCCAACUUCCCAGAAGCACCUCAGGAGGAGGCUUCUCUCAGCAAUAGGCUCAAGACGUAUGCCAACUUCCCAGAAGCACCUCAGGAGGAGGCUUCUCUCAGCAAUAGGCUCAAGACGUAUGCCAACUUCCCAGAAGCACCUCAGGAGGAGGCUUCUCUCAACAAUAGGCUCAAGACGUAUGCCAACUUCCCAGAAGCACCUCAGGAGGAGGCUUCUCUCAGCAAUAGGCUCAAGACGUAUGCCAACUUCCCAGAAGCACCUCAGGAGGAGGCUUCUCUCAACAAUAGGCUCAAGACGUAUGCCAACUUCCCAGAAGCACCUCAGGAGGAGGCUUCUCUCAGCAAUAGGCUCAAGACGUAUGCCAACUUCCCAGAAGCACCUCAGGAGGAGGCUUCUCUCAGCAAUAGGCUCAAGACGUAUGCCAACUUCCCAGAAGCACCUCAGGAGGAGGCUUCUCUCAGCAAUAGGCUCAAGACGUAUGCCAACUUCCCAGAAGCACCUCAGGAGGAGGCUUCUCUCAGCAAUAGGCUCAAGACGUAUGCCAACUUCCCAGAAGCACCUCAGGAGGAGGCUUCUCUCAGCAAUAGGCUCAAGACGUAUGCCAACUUCCCAGAAGCACCUCAGGAGGAGGCUUCUCUCAACAAUAGGCUCAAGACGUAUGCCAACUUCCCAGAAGCACCUCAGGAGGAGGCUUCUCUCAGCAAUAGGCUCAAGACGUAUGCCAACUUCCCAGAAGCACCUCAGGAGGAGGCUUCUCUCAGCAAUAGGCUCAAGACGUAUGCCAACUUCCCAGAAGCACCUCAGGAGGAGGCUUCUCUCAGCAAUAGGCUCAAGACGUAUGCCAACUUCCCAGAAGCACCUCAGGAGGAGGCUUCUCUCAACAAUAGGCUCAAGACGUAUGCCAACUUCCCAGAAGCACCUCAGGAGGAGGCUUCUCUCAGCAAUAGGCUCAAGACGUAUGCCAACUUCCCAGAAGCACCUCAGGAGGAGGCUUCUCUCAGCAAUAGGCUCAAGACGUAUGCCAACUUCCCAGAAGCACCUCAGGAGGAGGCUUCUCUCAGCAAUAGGCUCAAGACGUAUGCCAACUUCCCAGAAGCACCUCAGGAGGAGGCUUCUCUCAACAAUAGGCUCAAGACGUAUGCCAACUUCCCAGAAGCACCUCAGGAGGAGGUUUCUCUCAGCAAUAGGCUCAAGACGUAUGCCAACUUCCCAGAAGCACCUCAGGAGGAGGCUUCUCUCAGCAAUAGGCUCAAGACGUAUGCCAACUUCCCAGAAGCACCUCAGGAGGAGGCUUCUCUCAGCAAUAGGCUCAAGACGUAUGCCAACUUCCCAGAAGCACCUCAGGAGGAGGCUUCUCUCAACAAUAGGCUCAAGACGUAUGCCAACUUCCCAGAAGCACCUCAGGAGGAGGCUUCUCUCAGCAAUAGGCUCAAGACGUAUGCCAACUUCCCAGAAGCACCUCAGGAGGAGGCUUCUCUCAGCAAUAGGCUCAAGACGUAUGCCAACUUCCCAGAAGCACCUCAGGAGGAGGCUUCUCUCAGCAAUAGGCUCAAGACGUAUGCCAACUUCCCAGAAGCACCUCAGGAGGAGGCUUCUCUCAGCAAUAGGCUCAAGACGUAUGCCAACUUCCCAGAAGCACCUCAGGAGGAGGUUUCUCUCAGCAAUAGGCUCAAGACGUAUGCCAACUUCCCAGAAGCACCUCAGGAGGAGGCUUCUCUCAGCAAUAGGCUCAAGACGUAUGCCAACUUCCCAGAAGCACCUCAGGAGGAGGCUUCUCUCAGCAAUAGGCUCAAGACGUAUGCCAACUUCCCAGAAGCACCUCAGGAGGAGGCUUCUCUCAACAAUAGGCUCAAGACGUAUGCCAACUUCCCAGAAGCACCUCAGGAGGAGGCUUCUCUCAGCAAUAGGCUCAAGACGUAUGCCAACUUCCCAGAAGCACCUCAGGAGGAGGCUUCUCUCAGCAAUAGGCUCAAGACGUAUGCCAACUUCCCAGAAGCACCUCAGGAGGAGGCUUCUCUCAGCAAUAGGCUCAAGACGUAUGCCAACUUCCCAGAAGCACCUCAGGAGGAGGCUUCUCUCAGCAAUAGGCUCAAGACGUAUGCCAACUUCCCAGAAGCACCUCAGGAGGAGGCUUCUCUCAACAAUAGGCUCAAGACGUAUGCCAACUUCCCAGAAGCACCUCAGGAGGAGGCUUCUCUCAGCAAUAGGCUCAAGACGUAUGCCAACUUUCCAGAAGCACCUCAGGAGGAGGCUUCUCUCAACAAUAGGCUCAAGACGUAUGCCAACUUCCCAGAAGCACCUCAGGAGGAGGCUUCUCUCAGCAAUAGGCUCAAGACGUAUGCCAACUUCCCAGAAGCACCUCAGGAGGAGGCUUCUCUCAACAAUAGGCUCAAGACGUAUGCCAACUUCCCAGAAGCACCUCAGGAGGAGGCUUCUCUCAGCAAUAGGCUCAAGACGUAUGCCAACUUCCCAGAAGCACCUCAGGAGGAGGCUUCUCUCAGCAAUAGGCUCAAGACGUAUGCCAACUUCCCAGAAGCACCUCAGGAGGAGGCUUCUCUCAGCAAUAGGCUCAAGACGUAUGCCAACUUCCCAGAAGCACCUCAGGAGGAGGCUUCUCUCAACAAUAGGCUCAAGACGUAUGCCAACUUCCCAGAAGCACCUCAGGAGGAGGCUUCUCUCAGCAAUAGGCUCAAGACGUAUGCCAACUUCCCAGAAGCACCUCAGGAGGAGGCUUCUCUCAGCAAUAGGCUCAAGACGUAUGCCAACUUCCCAGAAGCACCUCAGGAGGAGGCUUCUCUCAGCAAUAGGCUCAAGACGUAUGCCAACUUCCCAGAAGCACCUCAGGAGGAGGCUUCUCUCAGCAAUAGGCUCAAGACGUAUGCCAACUUCCCAGAAGCACCUCAGGAGGAGGCUUCUCUCAGCAAUAGGCUCAAGACGUAUGCCAACUUCCCAGAAGCACCUCAGGAGGAGGCUUCUCUCAGCAAUAGGCUCAAGACGUAUGCCAACUUCCCAGAAGCACCUCAGGAGGAGGCUUCUCUCAGCAAUAGGCUCAAGACGUAUGCCAACUUCCCAGAAGCACCUCAGGAGGAGGCUUCUCUCAGCAAUAGGCUCAAGACGUAUGCCAACUUCCCAGAAGCACCUCAGGAGGAGGCUUCUCUCAGCAAUAGGCUCAAGACGUAUGCCAACUUCCCAGAAGCACCUCAGGAGGAGGCUUCUCUCAGCAAUAGGCUCAAGACGUAUGCCAACUUUCCAGAAGCACCUCAGGAGGAGGCUUCUCUCAACAAUAGGCUCAAGACGUAUGCCAACUUCCCAGAAGCACCUCAGGAGGAGGCUUCUCUCAGCAAUAGGCUCAAGACGUAUGCCAACUUCCCAGAAGCACCUCAGGAGGAGGCUUCUCUCAGCAAUAGGCUCAAGACGUAUGCCAACUUCCCAGAAGCACCUCAGGAGGAGGCUUCUCUCAACAAUAGGCUCAAGACGUAUGCCAACUUCCCAGAAGCACCUCAGGAGGAGGCUUCUCUCAGCAAUAGGCUCAAGACGUAUGCCAACUUCCCAGAAGCACCUCAGGAGGAGGCUUCUCUCAGCAAUAGGCUCAAGACGUAUGCCAACUUCCCAGAAGCACCUCAGGAGGAGGCUUCUCUCAACAAUAGGCUCAAGACGUAUGCCAACUUCCCAGAAGCACCUCAGGAGGAGGCUUCUCUCAGCAAUAGGCUCAAGACGUAUGCCAACUUCCCAGAAGCACCUCAGGAGGAGGCUUCUCUCAGCAAUAGGCUCAAGACGUAUGCCAACUUCCCAGAAGCACCUCAGGAGGAGGCUUCUCUCAGCAAUAGGCUCAAGACGUAUGCCAACUUCCCAGAAGCACCUCAGGAGGAGGCUUCUCUCAGCAAUAGGCUCAAGACGUAUGCCAACUUCCCAGAAGCACCUCAGGAGGAGGCUUCUCUCAGCAAUAGGCUCAAGACGUAUGCCAACUUCCCAGAAGCACCUCAGGAGGAGGCUUCUCUCAGCAAUAGGCUCAAGACGUAUGCCAACUUCCCAGAAGCACCUCAGGAGGAGGCUUCUCUCAGCAAUAGGCUCAAGACGUAUGCCAACUUCCCAGAAGCACCUCAGGAGGAGGCUUCUCUCAGCAAUAGGCUCAAGACGUAUGCCAACUUCCCAGAAGCACCUCAGGAGGAGGCUUCUCUCAGCAAUAGGCUCAAGACGUAUGCCAACUUCCCAGAAGCACCUCAGGAGGAGGCUUCUCUCAGCAAUAGGCUCAAGACGUAUGCCAACUUCCCAGAAGCACCUCAGGAGGAGGCUUCUCUCAGCAAUAGGCUCAAGACGUAUGCCAACUUCCCAGAAGCACCUCAGGAGGAGGCUUCUCUCAGCAAUAGGCUCAAGACGUAUGCCAACUUCCCAGAAGCACCUCAGGAGGAGGCUUCUCUCAGCAAUAGGCUCAAGACGUAUGCCAACUUCCCAGAAGCACCUCAGGAGGAGGCUUCUCUCAGCAAUAGGCUCAAGACGUAUGCCAACUUCCCAGAAGCACCUCAGGAGGAGGCUUCUCUCAGCAAUAGGCUCAAGACGUAUGCCAACUUCCCAGAAGCACCUCAGGAGGAGGCUUCUCUCAGCAAUAGGCUCAAGACGUAUGCCAAAUUCCCAGAAGCACCUCAGGAGGAGGCUUCUCUCAGCAAUAGGCUCAAGACGUAUGCCAACUUCCCAGAAGCACCUCAGGAGGAGGCUUCUCUCAGCAAUAGGCUCAAGACGUAUGCCAACUUCCCAGAAGCACCUCAGGAGGAGGCUUCUCUCAGCAAUAGGCUCAAGACGUAUGCCAACUUCCCAGAAGCACCUCAGGAGGAGGCUUCUCUCAGCAAUAGGCUCAAGACGUAUGCCAACUUCCCAGAAGCACCUCAGGAGGAGGCUUCUCUCAGCAAUAGGCUCAAGACGUAUGCCAACUUCCCAGAAGCACCUCAGGAGGAGGCUUCUCUCAGCAAUAGGCUCAAGACGUAUGCCAACUUCCCAGAAGCACCUCAGGAGGAGGCUUCUCUCAGCAAUAGGCUCAAGACGUAUGCCAAAUUCCCAGAAGCACCUCAGGAGGAGGCUUCUCUCAGCAAUAGGCUCAAGACGUAUGCCAACUUCCCAGAAGCACCUCAGGAGGAGGCUUCUCUCAGCAAUAGGCUCAAGACGUAUGCCAACUUCCCAGAAGCACCUCAGGAGGAGGCUUCUCUCAGCAAUAGGCUCAAGACGUAUGCCAACUUCCCAGAAGCACCUCAGGAGGAGGCUUCUCUCAGCAAUAGGCUCAAGACGUAUGCCAACUUCCCAGAAGCACCUCAGGAGGAGGCUUCUCUCAGCAAUAGGCUCAAGACGUAUGCCAACUUCCCAGAAGCACCUCAGGAGGAGGCUUCUCUCAGCAAUAGGCUCAAGACGUAUGCCAACUUCCCAGAAGCACCUCAGGAGGAGGCUUCUCUCAGCAAUAGGCUCAAGACGUAUGCCAACUUCCCAGAAGCACCUCAGGAGGAGGCUUCUCUCAGCAAUAGGCUCAAGACGUAUGCCAACUUCCCAGAAGCACCUCAGGAGGAGGCUUCUCUCAGCAAUAGGCUCAAGACGUAUGCCAACUUCCCAGAAGCACCUCAGGAGGAGGCUUCUCUCAGCAAUAGGCUCAAGACGUAUGCCAACUUCCCAGAAGCACCUCAGGAGGAGGCUUCUCUCAGCAAUAGGCUCAAGACGUAUGCCAACUUCCCAGAAGCACCUCAGGAGGAGGCUUCUCUCAGCAAUAGGCUCAAGACGUAUGCCAACUUCCCAGAAGCACCUCAGGAGGAGGCUUCUCUCAGCAAUAGGCUCAAGACGUAUGCCAACUUCCCAGAAGCACCUCAGGAGGAGGCUUCUCUCAGCAAUAGGCUCAAGACGUAUGCCAACUUCCCAGAAGCACCUCAGGAGGAGGCUUCUCUCAGCAAUAGGCUCAAGACGUAUGCCAACUUCCCAGAAGCACCUCAGGAGGAGGCUUCUCUCAGCAAUAGGCUCAAGACGUAUGCCAACUUCCCAGAAGCACCUCAGGAGGAGGCUUCUCUCAGCAAUAGGCUCAAGACGUAUGCCAACUUCCCAGAAGCACCUCAGGAGGAGGCUUCUCUCAGCAAUAGGCUCAAGACGUAUGCCAAAUUCCCAGAAGCACCUCAGGAGGAGGCUUCUCUCAGCAAUAGGCUCAAGACGUAUGCCAACUUCCCAGAAGCACCUCAGGAGGAGGCUUCUCUCAGCAAUAGGCUCAAGACGUAUGCCAACUUCCCAGAAGCACCUCAGGAGGAGGCUUCUCUCAGCAAUAGGCUCAAGACGUAUGCCAACUUCCCAGAAGCACCUCAGGAGGAGGCUUCUCUCAGCAAUAGGCUCAAGACGUAUGCCAACUUCCCAGAAGCACCUCAGGAGGAGGCUUCUCUCAGCAAUAGGCUCAAGACGUAUGCCAACUUCCCAGAAGCACCUCAGGAGGAGGCUUCUCUCAGCAAUAGGCUCAAGACGUAUGCCAACUUCCCAGAAGCACCUCAGGAGGAGGCUUCUCUCAGCAAUAGGCUCAAGACGUAUGCCAACUUCCCAGAAGCACCUCAGGAGGAGGCUUCUCUCAGCAAUAGGCUCAAGACGUAUGCCAACUUCCCAGAAGCACCUCAGGAGGAGGCUUCUCUCAGCAAUAGGCUCAAGACGUAUGCCAACUUCCCAGAAGCACCUCAGGAGGAGGCUUCUCUCAGCAAUAGGCUCAAGACGUAUGCCAACUUCCCAGAAGCACCUCAGGAGGAGGCUUCUCUCAGCAAUAGGCUCAAGACGUAUGCCAACUUCCCAGAAGCACCUCAGGAGGAGGCUUCUCUCAGCAAUAGGCUCAAGACGUAUGCCAACUUCCCAGAAGCACCUCAGGAGGAGGCUUCUCUCAGCAAUAGGCUCAAGACGUAUGCCAACUUCCCAGAAGCACCUCAGGAGGAGGCUUCUCUCAGCAAUAGGCUCAAGACGUAUGCCAACUUCCCAGAAGCACCUCAGGAGGAGGCUUCUCUCAGCAAUAGGCUCAAGACGUAUGCCAACUUCCCAGAAGCACCUCAGGAGGAGGCUUCUCUCAGCAAUAGGCUCAAGACGUAUGCCAACUUCCCAGAAGCACCUCAGGAGGAGGCUUCUCUCAGCAAUAGGCUCAAGACGUAUGCCAACUUCCCAGAAGCACCUCAGGAGGAGGCUUCUCUCAGCAAUAGGCUCAAGACGUAUGCCAACUUCCCAGAAGCACCUCAGGAGGAGGCUUCUCUCAGCAAUAGGCUCAAGACGUAUGCCAACUUCCCAGAAGCACCUCAGGAGGAGGCUUCUCUCAGCAAUAGGCUCAAGACGUAUGCCAACUUCCCAGAAGCACCUCAGGAGGAGGCUUCUCUCAGCAAUAGGCUCAAGACGUAUGCCAACUUCCCAGAAGCACCUCAGGAGGAGGCUUCUCUCAGCAAUAGGCUCAAGACGUAUGCCAACUUCCCAGAAGCACCUCAGGAGGAGGCUUCUCUCAGCAAUAGGCUCAAGACGUAUGCCAACUUCCCAGAAGCACCUCAGGAGGAGGCUUCUCUCAGCAAUAGGCUCAAGACGUAUGCCAACUUCCCAGAAGCACCUCAGGAGGAGGCUUCUCUCAGCAAUAGGCUCAAGACGUAUGCCAACUUCCCAGAAGCACCUCAGGAGGAGGCUUCUCUCAGCAAUAGGCUCAAGACGUAUGCCAACUUCCCAGAAGCACCUCAGGAGGAGGCUUCUCUCAGCAAUAGGCUCAAGACGUAUGCCAACUUCCCAGAAGCACCUCAGGAGGAGGCUUCUCUCAGCAAUAGGCUCAAGACGUAUGCCAACUUCCCAGAAGCACCUCAGGAGGAGGCUUCUCUCAGCAAUAGGCUCAAGACGUAUGCCAACUUCCCAGAAGCACCUCAGGAGGAGGCUUCUCUCAGCAAUAGGCUCAAGACGUAUGCCAACUUCCCAGAAGCACCUCAGGAGGAGGCUUCUCUCAGCAAUAGGCUCAAGACGUAUGCCAACUUCCCAGAAGCACCUCAGGAGGAGGCUUCUCUCAGCAAUAGGCUCAAGACGUAUGCCAACUUCCCAGAAGCACCUCCGGAGGAGGCUUCUCUCAGCAAUAGGCUCAAGACGUAUGCCAACUUCCCAGAAGCACCUCAGGAGGAGGCUUCUCUCAGCAAUAGGCUCAAGACGUAUGCCAACUUCCCAGAAGCACCUCAGGAGGAGGCUUCUCUCAGCAAUAGGCUCAAGACGUAUGCCAACUUCCCAGAAGCACCUCAGGAGGAGGCUUCUCUCAGCAAUAGGCUCAAGACGUAUGCCAACUUCCCAGAAGCACCUCAGGAGGAGGCUUCUCUCAGCAAUAGGCUCAAGACGUAUGCCAACUUCCCAGAAGCACCUCCGGAGGAGGCUUCUCUCAGCAAUAGGCUCAAGACGUAUGCCAACUUCCCAGAAGCACCUCAGGAGGAGGCUUCUCUCAGCAAUAGGCUCAAGACGUAUGCCAACUUCCCAGAAGCACCUCAGGAGGAGGCUUCUCUCAGCAAUAGGCUCAAGACGUAUGCCAACUUCCCAGAAGCACCUCAGGAGGAGGCUUCUCUCAGCAAUAGGCUCAAGACGUAUGCCAACUUCCCAGAAGCACCUCAGGAGGAGGCUUCUCUCAGCAAUAGGCUCAAGACGUAUGCCAACUUCCCAGAAGCACCUCAGGAGGAGGCUUCUCUCAGCAAUAGGCUCAAGACGUAUGCCAACUUCCCAGAAGCACCUCAGGAGGAGGCUUCUCUCAGCAAUAGGCUCAAGACGUAUGCCAACUUCCCAGAAGCACCUCCGGAGGAGGCUUCUCUCAGCAAUAGGCUCAAGACGUAUGCCAACUUCCCAGAAGCACCUCAGGAGGAGGCUUCUCUCAGCAAUAGGCUCAAGACGUAUGCCAACUUCCCAGAAGCACCUCAGGAGGAGGCUUCUCUCAGCAAUAGGCUCAAGACGUAUGCCAACUUCCCAGAAGCACCUCAGGAGGAGGCUUCUCUCAGCAAUAGGCUCAAGACGUAUGCCAACUUCCCAGAAGCACCUCAGGAGGAGGCUUCUCUCAGCAAUAGGCUCAAGACGUAUGCCAACUUCCCAGAAGCACCUCCGGAGGAGGCUUCUCUCAGCAAUAGGCUCAAGACGUAUGCCAACUUCCCAGAAGCACCUCCGGAGGAGGCUUCUCUCAGCAAUAGGCUCAAGACGUAUGCCAACUUCCCAGAAGCACCUCAGGAGGAGGCUUCUCUCAGCAAUAGGCUCAAGACGUAUGCCAACUUCCCAGAAGCACCUCAGGAGGAGGCUUCUCUCAGCAAUAGGCUCAAGACGUAUGCCAACUUCCCAGAAGCACCUCAGGAGGAGGCUUCUCUCAGCAAUAGGCUCAAGACGUAUGCCAACUUCCCAGAAGCACCUCAGGAGGAGGCUUCUCUCAGCAAUAGGCUCAAGACGUAUGCCAACUUCCCAGAAGCACCUCAGGAGGAGGCUUCUCUCAGCAAUAGGCUCAAGACGUAUGCCAACUUCCCAGAAGCACCUCAGGAGGAGGCUUCUCUCAGCAAUAGGCUCAAGACGUAUGCCAACUUCCCAGAAGCACCUCAGGAGGAGGCUUCUCUCAGCAAUAGGCUCAAGACGUAUGCCAACUUCCCAGAAGCACCUCAGGAGGAGGCUUCUCUCAGCAAUAGGCUCAAGACGUAUGCCAACUUCCCAGAAGCACCUCAGGAGGAGGCUUCUCUCAGCAAUAGGCUCAAGACGUAUGCCAACUUCCCAGAAGCACCUCCGGAGGAGGCUUCUCUCAGCAAUAGGCUCAAGACGUAUGCCAACUUCCCAGAAGCACCUCAGGAGGAGGCUUCUCUCAGCAAUAGGCUCAAGACGUAUGCCAACUUCCCAGAAGCACCUCAGGAGGAGGCUUCUCUCAGCAAUAGGCUCAAGACGUAUGCCAACUUCCCAGAAGCACCUCAGGAGGAGGCUUCUCUCAGCAAUAGGCUCAAGACGUAUGCCAACUUCCCAGAAGCACCUCAGGAGGAGGCUUCUCUCAGCAAUAGGCUCAAGACGUAUGCCAACUUCCCAGAAGCACCUCAGGAGGAGGCUUCUCUCAGCAAUAGGCUCAAGACGUAUGCCAACUUCCCAGAAGCACCUCAGGAGGAGGCUUCUCUCAGCAAUAGGCUCAAGACGUAUGCCAACUUCCCAGAAGCACCUCAGGAGGAGGCUUAUCUCAGCAAUAGGCUCAAGACGUAUGCCAACUUCCCAGAAGCACCUCAGGAGGAGGCUUCUCUCAGCAAUAGGCUCAAGACGUAUGCCAAAUUCCCAGAAGCACCUCAGGAGGAGGCUUCUCUCAGCAAUAGGCUCAAGACGUAUGCCAACUUCCCAGAAGCACCUCAGGAGGAGGCUUCUCUCAGCAAUAGGCUCAAGACGUAUGCCAACUUCCCAGAAGCACCUCAGGAGGAGGCUUCUCUCAGCAAUAGGCUCAAGACGUAUGCCAACUUCCCAGAAGCACCUCAGGAGGAGGCUUCUCUCAGCAAUAGGCUCAAGACGUAUGCCAACUUCCCAGAAGCACUUCAGGAGGAGGCUUCUCUCAGCAAUAGGCUCAAGACGUAUGCCAACUUCCCAGAAGCACCUCAGGAGGAGGCUUCUCUCAGCAAUAGGCUCAAGACGUAUGCCAACUUCCCAGAAGCACCUCAGGAGGAGGCUUCUCUCAGCAAUAGGCUCAAGACGUAUGCCAACUUCCCAGAAGCACCUCAGGAGGAGGCUUCUCUCAGCAAUAGGCUCAAGACGUAUGCCAACUUCCCAGAAGCACCUCAGGAGGAGGCUUCUCUCAGCAAUAGGCUCAAGACGUAUGCCAACUUCCCAGAAGCACCUCAGGAGGAGGCUUCUCUCAGCAAUAGGCUCAAGACGUAUGCCAACUUCCCAGAAGCACCUCAGGAGGAGGCUUCUCUCAGCAAUAGGCUCAAGACGUAUGCCAACUUCCCAGAAGCACCUCAGGAGGAGGCUUCUCUCAGCAAUAGGCUCAAGACGUAUGCCAACUUCCCAGAAGCACCUCAGGAGGAGGCUUCUCUCAGCAAUAGGCUCAAGACGUAUGCCAACUUCCCAGAAGCACCUCAGGAGGAGGCUUCUCUCAGCAAUAGGCUCAAGACGUAUGCCAACUUCCCAGAAGCACCUCAGGAGGAGGCUUCUCUCAGCAAUAGGCUCAAGACGUAUGCCAACUUCCCAGAAGCACCUCAGGAGGAGGCUUCUCUCAGCAAUAGGCUCAAGACGUAUGCCAACUUCCCAGAAGCACCUCAGGAGGAGGCUUCUCUCAGCAAUAGGCUCAAGACGUAUGCCAACUUCCCAGAAGCACCUCAGGAGGAGGCUUCUCUCAGCAAUAGGCUCAAGACGUAUGCCAACUUCCCAGAAGCACCUCAGGAGGAGGCUUCUCUCAGCAAUAGGCUCAAGACGUAUGCCAACUUCCCAGAAGCACCUCAGGAGGAGGCUUCUCUCAGCAAUAGGCUCAAGACGUAUGCCAACUUCCCAGAAGCACCUCAGGAGGAGGCUUCUCUCAGCAAUAGGCUCAAGACGUAUGCCAACUUCCCAGAAGCACCUCAGGAGGAGGCUUCUCUCAGCAAUAGGCUCAAGACGUAUGCCAACUUCCCAGAAGCACCUCAGGAGGAGGCUUCUCUCAGCAAUAGGCUCAAGACGUAUGCCAACUUCCCAGAAGCACCUCAGGAGGAGGCUUCUCUCAGCAAUAGGCUCAAGACGUAUGCCAACUUCCCAGAAGCACCUCAGGAGGAGGCUUCUCUCAGCAAUAGGCUCAAGACGUAUGCCAACUUCCCAGAAGCACCUCAGGAGGAGGCUUCUCUCAGCAAUAGGCUCAAGACGUAUGCCAACUUCCCAGAAGCACCUCAGGAGGAGGCUUCUCUCAGCAAUAGGCUCAAGACGUAUGCCAACUUCCCAGAAGCACCUCAGGAGGAGGCUUCUCUCAGCAAUAGGCUCAAGACGUAUGCCAACUUCCCAGAAGCACCUCAGGAGGAGGCUUCUCUCAGCAAUAGGCUCAAGACGUAUGCCAACUUCCCAGAAGCACCUCAGGAGGAGGCUUCUCUCAGCAAUAGGCUCAAGACGUAUGCCAACUUCCCAGAAGCACCUCAGGAGGAGGCUUCUCUCAGCAAUAGGCUCAAGAUGUAUGCCAACUUCCCAGAAGCACCUCAGGAGGAGGCUUCUCUCAGCAAUAGGCUCAAGACGUAUGCCAACUUCCCAGAAGCACCUCAGGAGGAGGCUUCUCUCAGCAAUAGGCUCAAGACGUAUGCCAACUUCCCAGAAGCACCUCAGGAGGAGGCUUCUCUCAGCAAUAGGCUCAAGACGUAUGCCAACUUCCCAGAAGCACCUCAGGAGGAGGCUUCUCUCAGCAAUAGGCUCAAGACGUAUGCCAACUUCCCAGAAGCACCUCAGGAGGAGGCUUCUCUCAGCAAUAGGCUCAAGACGUAUGCCAACUUCCCAGAAGCACCUCAGGAGGAGGCUUCUCUCAGCAAUAGGCUCAAGACGUAUGCCAACUUCCCAGAAGCACCUCAGGAGGAGGCUUCUCUCAGCAAUAGGCUCAAGACGUAUGCCAACUUCCCAGAAGCACCUCAGGAGGAGGCUUCUCUCAGCAAUAGGCUCAAGACGUAUGCCAACUUCCCAGAAGCACCUCAGGAGGAGGCUUCUCUCAGCAAUAGGCUCAAGACGUAUGCCAACUUCCCAGAAGCACCUCAGGAGGAGGCUUCUCUCAGCAAUAGGCUCAAGACGUAUGCCAACUUCCCAGAAGCACCUCAGGAGGAGGCUUCUCUCAGCAAUAGGCUCAAGACGUAUGCCAACUUCCCAGAAGCACCUCAGGAGGAGGCUUCUCUCAGCAAUAGGCUCAAGACGUAUGCCAACUUCCCAGAAGCACCUCAGGAGGAGGCUUCUCUCAGCAAUAGGCUCAAGACGUAUGCCAACUUCCCAGAAGCACCUCAGGAGGAGGCUUCUCUCAGCAAUAGGCUCAAGACGUAUGCCAACUUCCCAGAAGCACCUCAGGAGGAGGCUUCUCUCAGCAAUAGGCUCAAGACGUAUGCCAACUUCCCAGAAGCACCUCAGGAGGAGGCUUCUCUCAGCAAUAGGCUCAAGACGUAUGCCAACUUCCCAGAAGCACCUCAGGAGGAGGCUUCUCUCAGCAAUAGGCUCAAGACGUAUGCCAACUUCCCAGAAGCACCUCAGGAGGAGGCUUCUCUCAGCAAUAGGCUCAAGACGUAUGCCAACUUCCCAGAAGCACCUCCGGAGGAGGCUUCUCUCAGCAAUAGGCUCAAGACGUAUGCCAACUUCCCAGAAGCACCUCAGGAGGAGGCUUCUCUCAGCAAUAGGCUCAAGACGUAUGCCAAAUUCCCAGAAGCACCUCCGGAGGAGGCUUCUCUCAGCAAUAGGCUCAAGACGUAUGCCAACUUCCCAGAAGCACCUCAGGAGGAGGCUUCUCUCAGCAAUAGGCUCAAGACGUAUGCCAACUUCCCAGAAGCACCUCAGGAGGAGGCUUCUCUCAGCAAUAGGCUCAAGACGUAUGCCAACUUCCCAGAAGCACCUCAGGAGGAGGCUUCUCUCAGCAAUAGGCUCAAGACGUAUGCCAACUUCCCAGAAGCACCUCAGGAGGAGGCUUCUCUCAGCAAUAGGCUCAAGACGUAUGCCAACUUCCCAGAAGCACCUCAGGAGGAGGCUUCUCUCAGCAAUAGGCUCAAGACGUAUGCCAACUUCCCAGAAGCACCUCAGGAGGAGGCUUCUCUCAGCAAUAGGCUCAAGACGUAUGCCAACUUCCCAGAAGCACCUCAGGAGGAGGCUUCUCUCAGCAAUAGGCUCAAGACGUAUGCCAACUUCCCAGAAGCACCUCAGGAGGAGGCUUCUCUCAGCAAUAGGCUCAAGACGUAUGCCAACUUCCCAGAAGCACCUCAGGAGGAGGCUUCUCUCAGCAAUAGGCUCAAGACGUAUGCCAACUUCCCAGAAGCACCUCAGGAGGAGGCUUCUCUCAGCAAUAGGCUCAAGACGUAUGCCAACUUCCCAGAAGCACCUCAGGAGGAGGCUUCUCUCAGCAAUAGGCUCAAGACGUAUGCCAACUUCCCAGAAGCACCUCAGGAGGAGGCUUCUCUCAGCAAUAGGCUCAAGACGUAUGCCAACUUCCCAGAAGCACCUCAGGAGGAGGCUUCUCUCAGCAAUAGGCUCAAGACGUAUGCCAACUUCCCAGAAGCACCUCAGGAGGAGGCUUCUCUCAGCAAUAGGCUCAAGACGUAUGCCAACUUCCCAGAAGCACCUCAGGAGGAGGCUUCUCUCAGCAAUAGGCUCAAGACGUAUGCCAACUUCCCAGAAGCACCUCAGGAGGAGGCUUCUCUCAGCAAUAGGCUCAAGACGUAUGCCAACUUCCCAGAAGCACCUCAGGAGGAGGCUUCUCUCAGCAAUAGGCUCAAGACGUAUGCCAACUUCCCAGAAGCACCUCAGGAGGAGGCUUCUCUCAGCAAUAGGCUCAAGACGUAUGCCAACUUCCCAGAAGCACCUCAGGAGGAGGCUUCUCUCAGCAAUAGGCUCAAGACGUAUGCCAACUUCCCAGAAGCACCUCAGGAGGAGGCUUCUCUCAGCAAUAGGCUCAAGACGUAUGCCAACUUCCCAGAAGCACCUCAGGAGGAGGCUUCUCUCAGCAAUAGGCUCAAGACGUAUGCCAACUUCCCAGAAGCACCUCAGGAGGAGGCUUCUCUCAGCAAUAGGCUCAAGACGUAUGCCAACUUCCCAGAAGCACCUCAGGAGGAGGCUUCUCUCAGCAAUAGGCUCAAGACGUAUGCCAACUUCCCAGAAGCACCUCAGGAGGAGGCUUCUCUCAGCAAUAGGCUCAAGACGUAUGCCAACUUCCCAGAAGCACCUCAGGAGGAGGCUUCUCUCAGCAAUAGGCUCAAGACGUAUGCCAACUUCCCAGAAGCACCUCAGGAGGAGGCUUCUCUCAGCAAUAGGCUCAAGACGUAUGCCAACUUCCCAGAAGCACCUCAGGAGGAGGCUUCUCUCAGCAAUAGGCUCAAGACGUAUGCCAACUUCCCAGAAGCACCUCAGGAGGAGGCUUCUCUCAGCAAUAGGCUCAAGACGUAUGCCAACUUCCCAGAAGCACCUCAGGAGGAGGCUUCUCUCAGCAAUAGGCUCAAGACGUAUGCCAACUUCCCAGAAGCACCUCAGGAGGAGGCUUCUCUCAGCAAUAGGCUCAAGACGUAUGCCAACUUCCCAGAAGCACCUCAGGAGGAGGCUUCUCUCAGCAAUAGGCUCAAGACGUAUGCCAACUUCCCAGAAGCACCUCAGGAGGAGGCUUCUCUCAGCAAUAGGCUCAAGACGUAUGCCAACUUCCCAGAAGCACCUCAGGAGGAGGCUUCUCUCAGCAAUAGGCUCAAGACGUAUGCCAACUUCCCAGAAGCACCUCAGGAGGAGGCUUCUCUCAGCAAUAGGCUCAAGACGUAUGCCAACUUCCCAGAAGCACCUCAGGAGGAGGCUUCUCUCAGCAAUAGGCUCAAGACGUAUGCCAACUUCCCAGAAGCACCUCAGGAGGAGGCUUCUCUCAGCAAUAGGCUCAAGACGUAUGCCAACUUCCCAGAAGCACCUCAGGAGGAGGCUUCUCUCAGCAAUAGGCUCAAGACGUAUGCCAACUUCCCAGAAGCACCUCAGGAGGAGGCUUCUCUCAGCAAUAGGCUCAAGACGUAUGCCAACUUCCCAGAAGCACCUCAGGAGGAGGCUUCUCUCAGCAAUAGGCUCAAGACGUAUGCCAACUUCCCAGAAGCACCUCAGGAGGAGGCUUCUCUCAGCAAUAGGCUCAAGACGUAUGCCAACUUCCCAGAAGCACCUCAGGAGGAGGCUUCUCUCAGCAAUAGGCUCAAGACGUAUGCCAACUUCCCAGAAGCACCUCAGGAGGAGGCUUCUCUCAGCAAUAGGCUCAAGACGUAUGCCAACUUCCCAGAAGCACCUCAGGAGGAGGCUUCUCUCAGCAAUAGGCUCAAGACGUAUGCCAACUUCCCAGAAGCACCUCAGGAGGAGGCUUCUCUCAGCAAUAGGCUCAAGACGUAUGCCAACUUCCCAGAAGCACCUCAGGAGGAGGCUUCUCUCAGCAAUAGGCUCAAGACGUAUGCCAACUUCCCAGAAGCACCUCAGGAGGAGGCUUCUCUCAGCAAUAGGCUCAAGACGUAUGCCAACUUCCCAGAAGCACCUCAGGAGGAGGCUUCUCUCAGCAAUAGGCUCAAGACGUAUGCCAACUUCCCAGAAGCACCUCAGGAGGAGGCUUCUCUCAGCAAUAGGCUCAAGACGUAUGCCAACUUCCCAGAAGCACCUCAGGAGGAGGCUUCUCUCAGCAAUAGGCUCAAGACGUAUGCCAACUUCCCAGAAGCACCUCAGGAGGAGGCUUCUCUCAGCAAUAGGCUCAAGACGUAUGCCAACUUCCCAGAAGCACCUCAGGAGGAGGCUUCUCUCAGCAAUAGGCUCAAGACGUAUGCCAACUUCCCAGAAGCACCUCAGGAGGAGGCUUCUCUCAGCAAUAGGCUCAAGACGUAUGCCAACUUCCCAGAAGCACCUCAGGAGGAGGCUUCUCUCAGCAAUAGGCUCAAGACGUAUGCCAAAUUCCCAGAAGCACCUCAGGAGGAGGCUUCUCUCAGCAAUAGGCUCAAGACGUAUGCCAACUUCCCAGAAGCACCUCAGGAGGAGGCUUCUCUCAGCAAUAGGCUCAAGACGUAUGCCAACUUCCCAGAAGCACCUCAGGAGGAGGCUUCUCUCAGCAAUAGGCUCAAGACGUAUGCCAACUUCCCAGAAGCACCUCAGGAGGAGGCUUCUCUCAGCAAUAGGAAUCCCAAAAUCCCUGUGGCUACUGGAAAGGGUCCUUGGGUGCCCUGCCUCACCUCGAGAAGCGUCCCUUUGGCCCUGCCAAGCCUCGAAGAGAUUCCUGAGGUGUCCCUCGUUACUAGACAGGAGUCCUGA